Messenger RNA from Sphaeroforma arctica JP610, 771 nucleotides. RefSeq lists its product as hypothetical. The coding region runs from base 149 to 745 and encodes 198 amino acids. The transcript has 4 exons. Gene Ontology annotation, cellular component: cytosol; EKC/KEOPS complex; nucleus. NCBI's taxonomy places the organism in Eukaryota, Ichthyosporea, Ichthyophonida. Gene Ontology annotation, biological process: telomere maintenance via recombination; tRNA threonylcarbamoyladenosine modification. The record is from RefSeq and is a predicted model, not a curated record.
AGAAUAUUACAUACAUUGCUAGAUUGCUCAAUUGAAAUAAUAUCAGUUUGUACUACAAAGCUUUCUGUAUACAACAUAUAUAUGCAUCAAUACAUCGCAACGCACCACAUGCGGACACGGAAUUGCGAUAUUAAUUAGACUAAAUACAAUGACGACGGAAACCCUCAGCCUUGGCGAGGCCUUCUCUGACCGUAAAUUACUGCAUGUAUUGUGCGUGGAUGUACAGAACGUUGACGAAUUAUUAGAGAAAAGCAAAGCCAGGGAAAAUAACGAAGAUGAUCUCACCUUUCCGUAUGCUCUCAUAGACGCGCGGAUAGUAGUCAGUCCGUUACAGCUAUACACAGCCGCAACGUGUGCGCUUCAGCACGAAACCGCCGGUAAACUGAAAACAAGGCGCCUACACAGUGAGAUCGUAUUCUGCAUGUCCCCUUCUGGAAACGUUAAUGACUCGCUGAUAAAAUGUGGGAUUACGCCUGAUACCACUGCUUUUGUUUUGAUGGCUGUGGAUGCUGAUGAGAAAGCAUAUAAUGCGCUAUUGGAUACAAUACAGGGUCGUAAAUUGGUGGUUUCGGCCGAGACAUUAGUAGAUUACGCCAAGUAUGAUCAUAUCAACAGUGUAUACAAAUUAGACAAAUUAAAUGCUACAUUCAAUGGACAGGAUGCGAUAUCAUUGCAAUCUGAUCAGAGUAUCUGCAACCUAGCUGGAAUGGUAGUUUCAAAAAUAGCCUGCCAAGAUAUGGUGUAAUAAAUCUUGUAUCUCAUAUUUCUGUC